UUACCAAUCGAAUAACGAUAGACAUUUGAAUCAACUUUCUGAAACUGUCUCUCAGCCCGACACCACUCUCUCAGCUUCGCACCUUCGACUCUCUCUCUCUGCUCUCUCAUCGAACCCAAAAGCAACGGAGACACGCUAUUGCCGGAAAAUAAACACUGUCGCCGCCGUCAGCCACCGCCUGUGGAAUAUCAAUGGAGCUUCAGCAUCAUCAGUCACCAAUGGACGUGUUCAGACCAAAAAAAAGAAGCAAUGUUGUUUGCAGGAUUUUCGACCGCCAAAUUUCGUCUAGUGCUUCUGGAACCAGUGUUCGCUAUACUAGGCGAUUUUACGAGAAUGUGGUCCCUGAUUAUACCAUAUAUGAAGUUGAGUGCCCAGAUCAGAUUUACCGUAAAUUCACUGAUGAUGGACAAUACCUAAUAUGUUUCAGCAGAAAUCAUCAAGAUCUGAUUGUUUAUAGACCAACAUGGCUUUCAUAUUCAUGCAAAGAAGAUUGCAAUACUAAUGAUCUUCCCCCAAAAGCAAAGAAGUUUGAGAGCUUCUUUAGCCAGUUAUACUGUGUAUCACUUGCUUCUAGCAACGAUCUUAUAUGCAAAGACUUUUUUCUUUACAUGGGGAGUAACCAAUUUGGAAUAUUUGCUACUUCUACUGCACAAAUUCAUGAUGCACUCCCUGUUGGAGGAGCUGUUCAGGGAGUCCCAUCGAUAGAAAAGAUAACAUUUCACCUCUUGAGAUUGGAGGAUGGAGUUGUUCUGGAUCAGAAGUCCUUUCAGAAUGAUUUUAUUAAUCUGGCCCAUAAUAUGGGUGUCUUCUUGUAUGACGAUUUACUGGCGAUUGUGUCUCUUCGCUAUCAGACAAUACACAUUCUGCAAAUCAGGGAUUCUGGCAACCUUGUUGAUGUACGAUCAAUUGGUACAUUUUGUCGUGAAGAUGAUGUGCUUUUUCUCACUUCAAAUACUCAGACUGAUUUACAUCAGGGCCAGCCUUCUUCAGAUUAUUGUUUUCUUAGCGGAAUCAAACAACGGCUGCUAUCUUUCAUAUUUAGAGGAAUAUGGAAUGAAGAAUCAGAUCAGUCAUCGAGGGUCCAAUUGCUGAAGAAGAAGUUCUAUUUCCAUUUUCAAGACUAUGUUGACUUGAUUAUCUGGAAGGUACAGUUCUUGGACCGGCACCACCUGCUAAUAAAGUUUGGUAGUGUAGAUGGAGUGGUAUCUCGCAAUGUAGAUCAUCAUCGAUCCUUUUUUGCAGUAUAUAACAUGGAGACAACUGAAAUUGUAGCUUUUUAUCAGAAUUCGGCAGAUGAGCUUUAUCUCUUGUUUGAGCAAUUCGGCGACCACUUCCAUGCAACCUCGAGAAAUUCAUUGUAUUUAAAUUUCACAUCAUCUCACUCAAAUAACAUGCAUGCUCGAGAACAACUCAGAAGUAAUAAAAAUAAAGCAAGUAGCUCUUCAGCCUCUUCACAGUUUGUGAAGAAGGUACUAGCCUCUUUGCCUUUUAGUUGUCAGUCGGAGAGCCCUUCUCCCUACUUUGACCAAUCACUUUUUAAGUUUGAUGAAAAGUCAAUUUCUCCAAUGGAUCGGCAUAGACCCUCACCAGAUCAACACAUAAAGUUCUGCUUAAGAAGGAAACCAAAAGUUCUCAAAUUUAAGAUGAAACCAGGUCCAGAAGCUGGUAGCACAGACAAUCGGACUAAAAGGAUCUCUUCGUUUCUUUUUCAUCCAUUUUUGCCUCUUGCUCUGUCCAUCCAGCAGAGUAUGUCCUUGCAGCCAUCAGUUUUGAAUAUUCACUUCCGGAAAUAAGUAGUGUAUUUCUUUGCUGUCUACUGGCUUAAGCAGCCUUUCUGUGAAAUAUGUAAUUCAAUGGAAACAAUUGUACAUUACAAGUUCAAUAUCAGUCUUGGAUUACUCAUCUUUGGUGAGGCCUGUGUUCAAUGGCCUCUCUCUUAGGAGAAGACUAGUAGUGACGAGCUUCAUCGUGACGAUGAGGGCAGCUGCAACUGGUCUUUUGGUCGCCCUAGUGAUGUCGGUCUCCAUAUAAAUUGUACAAAACAAGUGUUGAAGGUGGGUAUUUUGAGGAUAUUGGUUGGUUGUAGCAUUUUAGUUAUGGAAAGCAUCCAUUUUGUACCAUCAAAUUAUAAUGAGCGCAACACAUUGAUUUUCGUGUAUAAGAAUUACUGUUGGUUAAUCUUUCAUUUCUCUCAAA
This is a messenger RNA of Malus domestica (apple), 2196 nucleotides long. Its product is annotated as light-mediated development protein DET1. Gene Ontology annotation, cellular component: nucleus; cullin-RING ubiquitin ligase complex. Lineage: Eukaryota; Viridiplantae; Streptophyta; Magnoliopsida; Rosales; Rosaceae. The record is from RefSeq and is a predicted model, not a curated record. Gene Ontology annotation, molecular function: ubiquitin-like ligase-substrate adaptor activity; ubiquitin protein ligase binding. Gene Ontology annotation, biological process: positive regulation of proteasomal ubiquitin-dependent protein catabolic process; protein ubiquitination.